Messenger RNA from Hydractinia symbiolongicarpus, 3055 nucleotides. RefSeq names its product pyridine nucleotide-disulfide oxidoreductase domain-containing protein 1-like. The coding region runs from base 834 to 2294 and encodes 486 amino acids. The record is from RefSeq and is a predicted model, not a curated record. NCBI's taxonomy places the organism in Eukaryota, Metazoa, Cnidaria, Hydrozoa, Anthoathecata, Hydractiniidae. Gene Ontology annotation, molecular function: flavin adenine dinucleotide binding; oxidoreductase activity. The transcript has 6 exons.
AUUAUAUAAAAAAUACAAAAUAUAUAUAACAUAAUAAUGCACACAAUACACUUUUCACAUUUUUCGAUCAUAACGCAAAUUUAUUGUGGUAACAUAAGUAUAAAAAACACCCCGAUGACUGAAGAAUACGUUGUGUUGACUAUUUUCAAAUGGAAUGUGUUACAGUGUUGGCUAACAGCGAUCAAUAUUAACUGCAUUUGUGUCAUUUUUUUCACCCCCACUUGGGGGGCUUACAGCACUCUCCAAGACCCCAUGCUCUUUUGGAUAGAGCUGCGCCAAGUUGACGCUUUGCGUCAAAUUGGCGACACUCGAUAAAAAUCCCUAAUCCACCCUUGCCGUAGCUACCGUAGUCUAGUAAACUAAACUCAUCAUUUUUCCUUUUUGAUAGAUUUUUGCGAUAGCGCACUAAAAUAAGCAGGGUUACAAAAGCAGUACAGACAUCGAAGCGCGAGAGCGCAAAGAGAGACAGGUAUCCUGUCUAUAGCUACCGUGGAAGAAUUGUCUUCCACUUCCAUAACAUAACUGUUGCACGAAUGAUGUCGUUCACAAAUUCAGAGCCGUUGUCUGACUGAAUAAUAUUUAACAGACCAAAAACGCAAAUAAAUCUAACUUGUUGUCUGUGGGUUAUUGUGAAAUCUCGAUAGUCCACGAUGUAACAUAUCCAUUUUAAUUGCCCAUCUGGCAUCAUCUGCAUGUCUAUUAGAUCAAUCUGAAAAAACACGUUCUUAUUUUUAUCGUGUUAGAAACAAGUUGUGGUCCUUCCUGGGCCGCUGGUUGUUUCACUGUGCAUUUUCCAUGGGAGGUAUAUAUUCUGGCAAGAAAUUUGAUGCAAAAUGAAAAAGGUGGUGAUUAUUGGUGGUGGGAUUGCUGGCACUUCAUGUGCUGAAUAUAUCAACGCAUACUCAUUGAUGGACAUAGAAGUUCUUAUUAUUGCUGCUUCAGACGUAGUCAAGUCAGCCGUUACAACAAAAAAGAUAACUAGUAUUAUGAAAGAGAUGGAUGUUCGGGAGACUUCUCUUGACUCAUUUAAAAAGCAGUUUCACAAUGUCUCUGUAUUUACUGGUUCAGUAACUGAAGUGCUUGCAGAUGAAAAAAUUGUGAAGACAAAGGAUAAAAGUUUUAAGUAUGACAAGUUAUGCAUAUGUACUGGUGCAAUACCCAAUACCAUUAAAAUGGACAACAUAACUGAUACGACCAGAUCUAACAUUAUUUACAUACGAGAUACAGACACUGUGAAACAAUUAAAAGAAAAACUGGCAAAUGCAAGAAAGAUGAUUGUUAUAGGAAAUGGUGGCAUUGCCUUGGAGUUGGUCUAUGAAGUCAGCAAUUGUGAUAUUACUUGGUGUAUCAGACAUGAUUAUAUUGGUAACACUUUUCUUGACAAAGGUGCAGCAACGUUUUUUCUGCCUAGUCUACAUGGAAAUGUGAAUUCUUCAAAUGGAAAGAGUAAAAAGUUUGAACAAACUAUAUUUAGAAGAAGAAUGUAUGAAGCAGAGCGUGAAUUUAUACAGGGUGAUGGAAAAGAAUUUGGUGUUACAGGAAGUGCACUCGGUCCAGACUGGAGUUCUCGUCAAAAUCUGCGGGGAUGUAAAUCUACCUCAUCUAAUAUCAACAUACGAUAUAAUUGUGAACCAAAAAGGAUAUUUUCCUGUCAUGACCAACCUCCGAAAAAUAAAAUUUAUGUCGAACUGGCCACUGGUGAAGUUAUUGGAGGUGACGUUGUUGUAUGUGCAACUGGUGCGUCGCCUAAUCUCCCAUUUCCUAUUUUAUCCAAGUCUCAAAUAAAACUAUCAGAAGAUGGUGGCAUAUUUGUUGACAACAACAUGAGAAGCAAUAUAAACGAGAUAUAUGCGGCAGGGGAUGUAUGCUCUCCAUCAUUUACACAAACAAAGCAUUGGUUCCCAAUGAAACUGUGGACACAAGGUUGGCAAAUGGGUGCAUAUUCAGGUAAAUGUAUAGUUGAAAACUUCAAUAAUCAAGAUCUAAUGGCAGAUAUUUGUUUUGAACUGUUUACACAUGCUACAACAUUUUUUGGUUUUAAAGUUUGUUUACUUGGAUGUUACAACGGACAAAACUUAAAAGCAGAUAAAUGCGAGUUGUUAUUUCGUUGUACAAGAGGCGUGGAAUAUAUUAAAAUUGUGUUGGAAGACGAUCGAGUACAGGGAGCAAUUCUAAUUGGUGAAACAGAUUUAGAAGAAACUGUGGAAAAUUUGAUUCUGAAUCAACUGAAUGUUGGUUUUAUCAAAGAUCAUUUAUUAGACCCAAAUGUUGAUAUUGAAGAUUAUUUUGAUUAAGUACUUUACCCUGUCAAGCAUGUAACGUUUGCAACCUUCUAAUUUAUUUAUAAUCUGUUUGUGUAAACCUUUUAAUAAUCUAAAAAAACUUGUUGGCAAUGUUCUUGUUUGACAAAAACCACAUGAAUUUAAGGUAAUGCAUUCUGACUCUGGAGAAGGAGAAGGGUUGUAAAUAUAGUUUUUUUUACUGGUUUUAAAAAAAAGUUUUUAAAGAAAUCAUUGAAAUUAGCACUAUUGAUGGUUUUUGUCUCUACCAAUUGCAAACGUUUAUGGCUUUGAAAGCUUUUGUGUUUUAUAUUUUCUAAACGUGAUAGUUACAGGAAUGUUGUUUUGUAUACAUUCAAAAUCACAGAAUUUUUAGAGCCAGUUAUAGGUUACCAAUUUCUGCAUUUUUGGUAUGUCAGUCAAUACUUAUCCUCACUACUAAAUUUGUGGUUGUUUUAUUAAGAGCUGAUUUUUGAUCCUUAGUAAAUAUAAAAAAAAUGUUACUGGAAAUAGUGCAUGUUUAUUUAUAUCCCAUCUUCUAUAUAUUUCUUAUUGUUUUAUUUAAUUACACUCAUUAUUUUUCAUAUUGUUUUUUUUAAAGAACUUUAAUAGAAGAAAAAAUGUCACUAAAAUAACUAAUUUUGGUGGUUCAAACUUUGGAUUUAUAUUGACAUGUGUUGGUAAUGAUGACUAAUAUUCCCCUAACAGUGUGAAAUGCAUUUAGAAAGAGAAUUUCUUUUUGCUAUUUUCGCUGUCACAUUGCUAUUGGACAGGGG